GAUGAAAAUAGUUUACGAUGUAAACAAAAAUGUUUAUGUUUAUGUGUAUUUUAAAGUAAUUGUUGUUGUAAUUAUUUUGCUAAAAUGUUCUCGAUUCGUUUAUUUAAUAAUUUGACUAGUCAAAGGCCAAUUCAACUUGUUAGAGGAUUGCAAACUUCUUAUGUUAACUGUGCAUUGAUUCAAUCUCCCAGAGGUGCCCUUAAAUACGAAGAGAAAUAUGGCGAAUUUUACGAAGGAGACUUCAAAACGAGGUGGAAAUUAUUAAAAGAAGAAUGGGCAGCAAUGAAAAAAUUUUAUAGCAAAUGGGACAACUGGGAUCGAUUUGUGUUCAAGCGUCUUUUUUCGCAUCCUAUGAAGAAAAUUAAAACUAUUAUUCCUGGUGAUGAAUACAUAUUUGCUGAUUUAUCCAAACCUGAAAGUUUAAACGUUUGGAAACUUGGUUCAGAUAGGAUUUGGAACGAAGGAUAUUCUACUUGUCGUUUAGAGGCUAAUAAUGGCGGAUAUGCUACCUUUUCUGGGUACCUUGAUUCAACCAAUUUACCAAAAGACGGAACUAUAUCGCGAGUCGGUUAUGUAAACAUGACGACUUAUACUGCUCCAGAGUUUCUUGCUUGGGAUAAUAAUUUUAAUUUCGAAGACUGGUCUCAUAUAACAUUGAAAAUACGUGGAGAUGGUAGACGCUGGUUGCUUAUUUUAGGACAAAGAGGUUACUCAAAUCAAUGCUGGGAUGAUAAAUAUGUGACUUGGUUACCUACUCAUGGAGGUCCUUAUUGGCAAGAAGUCAAAAUACCUUUUUCAAAAUUUUUUCUCGGAGCACUUGGACGAAUACAAGAACCUCAAUGUCGCAUGGACAAAUAUCCAAUUACUUACAUUGGUUUAACAUUAAUGGACGGUCGAACUGGGCCAUUUAGGUUGGAUGUAAAAUCAUUAGGUGUUGCCUAUGAUCCUAGAAAUUAUGAAGAGUUUGCAUAUGAAGACUAUUAUGUUCCCGAACACCCUCAUCACUAUUUGGAUUAAAAAUAAUCUAUUAUUGUAAA
This is a messenger RNA of Tetranychus urticae (two-spotted spider mite), 1037 nucleotides long. RefSeq names its product complex I intermediate-associated protein 30 (gene CIA30). The record is from RefSeq and is a predicted model, not a curated record. Gene Ontology annotation, cellular component: mitochondrion. Gene Ontology annotation, biological process: mitochondrial electron transport, NADH to ubiquinone; mitochondrial respiratory chain complex I assembly. NCBI's taxonomy places the organism in Eukaryota, Metazoa, Arthropoda, Arachnida, Trombidiformes, Tetranychidae.